Molecule: messenger RNA, 9050 nt
Organism: Vespa crabro (European hornet)
Lineage: Eukaryota; Metazoa; Arthropoda; Insecta; Hymenoptera; Vespidae
Exons: 11
Coding region: 776-2893 (705 amino acids)
Biological process (GO): G protein-coupled receptor signaling pathway
Cellular component (GO): membrane
Molecular function (GO): G protein-coupled receptor activity
Source: RefSeq, a predicted model, not a curated record
GUACGGGGUAUAUUAUAUAAGCGAUGUAUCGUCGGAUAGGAAAGCAUGAUUUAGGCGAUAAAGGAAAUGAAUUUUUUCUUCUUCUUCUUCUUCUUCUUCUUCUUAGGGAACUCGUCGACUUGACCCGAGGUCGUAGAGAAUCCGGCGUUUGCGCGUGAAACCGCGCGUGGAAAAGCGCCGACGUAAGUCCGACGUUAUGUGUUAGGGUAGGGGGAUCAUGGCAACCCUCCUUCCCGUUUGGAACGUGCGCGUUUCUCGGCAUCAGCACGUGGCAUCAAAGGGAUAGAAUAUACCGGGGGGGUGGUCGCGCAAACGGCGACGACCCUCGCUCGUCGUCGCUGCUGCUCGCGCGCGAGCGAGCGAACACGGCCGAGCAAACGGUGCCUCCUCCUUUCAAAAAGAGGAAAUAUCUUUUCUUUCCGUUUUUAAAGAAAAUCGUUGAAAAGCGUAGUUGCCAUGUGUCGUUACACUCCUUCUUUCUUUUUUUUAUUUUUUCUUCGUUUCGUCGCUUUUUUCUCUCUUCCUUAUUCUCGCUUCUUUCACUUUUUCUCUUCUUUUUGAAAAAAAGAAUAAAAGAAAAGGUAGAAAUAUAGUAAUAUCUUUCGAAUCUUUCGAUCUAAAAUUCUCGCGAGUGAAAUUCCAUGUGUCCAAACGGCGAUGUUGGCUACGAAGAUCGAGUCUGUAACAAUCGCGUGAUCGACAUCGAUCUAUCCUUGUGGGGGGAGAGAGAAUCUGUUCCAAAAGGAAAUAAAUUCACGUAGGAGAAAGGGGAGGAAUGGGCCCUUGGGCCUUUGGCGUCCCUCUCAUCCUUGCCUGCGCUUUGGGCCUUCUUCUUAACGUCUACGUCCUGCUCGUUGUUCUUGGUCUUGGUAAACAGACGCAGCAGCAGCAAACGGCAAAUACGUUGCUACUGAUUCAUCUUGGCGCGGUCGAGGCAGCCGUGUGUCUGAUAUUACUGAUCUUUACUACUACACCUUGGCCAAUAGCCGGCAGUUGGUGCGUAUUUCAUGGCUUUCUCUUAGCCCUUUUACAUCCCGUCGCAUUGUGGACCGUCACGGGACUGAACUGCGAUCGAUAUUACGCUAUCGCCGCGCCGUUGCAUUACGCGGCACUGGUAUCACCCCGGCGAGUGAACCUCGGUUUGGCAGCUUCCUGGACGGGAGCCCUUCUCUUGUCUCUACCACCGUUCUCCGGCCUGGUACCACCUUACAGAUACAGUCCAGGCUUAGGCUGUUGCGCACCAGAUUUUGGAAACGGAAGUUGGGGUUCCGCAGCUGCGCUUUACGGCGCGGUUUACGCGAUUCUCGGCUUGGCAUUGCCGGCGAUUCUCGUGACGGUCUGCAAUUUGCGAGUCCUCGGUAUAGCGCGUUAUCAUCGGCAUCGUAUCGCUAGUGCAAUCUACGAGGUCACAUUAAGCGCCCAAGUGACCAUCACCCAUCAGCGAAAUCCAUUUUUCGUGCCGACGGUCACGGCACCCUCGGCCGGUGGCCCUCCUCGUUUUCAUAGCGCUGCGAGCACGGUGAUGCAACUAGUCGGUUCCCUCUAUUUGCUGUACUUUCCCUAUUGCGGAUUUAUACUUUGGGAAUCCUGCGGUGCCGGCGAUCAAGAUCGUCUCCAGGCGCAUCCUCGACUAGCCUCCUUGGCAUCUUUCCUUCUUGCCUGUUCUCCGCCGAUCAACGGUCUUCUCUACGGUCUGAAAUCGCAAACUCUGAGACGAUCCGUGCAAAAUUAUUGGCGAAAAAAGGCGACCAAGUCCGAAUUGCAACAGGAGAUACAGGCAAGAACGCCUAGCGUGGCGGGCUCGAGAAGACCGUCGGGAAGUGGUACCGGAUCGUUCUUUCCAUUUCCUCCAUUACAACGACGUCUCAGCGAGGCUCUAUUGGCGAUUGGUAACUGCAGAUCGGGAAAUAGCAUCGAACACGGUAAUCUCAAUUAUCAUCGUACGAGAUUACAGCCUGCGGCUUCGUGUAACACGCUUAGAGUACCAUCGGCGGAAUCAGGCGAAACUGGGAAAUUGGUGAGGUCCAGUGCUAGCGCGGCGAGUCUAAUGGGGCCGCAUUAUCGAGGCGAUUUCGCAACGGGCAACGAGAUUGGAACUGGUUGUUCCAUCGGUAUGAACGAAACGCCCAGACAAAGUCCAAGGAUUCUUAUAACGCGUGCUUGCAGCGAGGAGAGCCAAAACGAUGGGAGUCCUCUAUUUCGUAAAUCUCAUCCCUCGAACUCGACUCAUCAUCCACCCUGCGAAAAACGUAGAUGGAGAUAUUGUAGUACUGGAAGCGAUAGUAGCACUGGGAGUAGCGAAACGAACGUUUGGACGACUGGCGUUGUUGCUCACAAAAUGGGGAAGAAUAACUUGAAAAAUGUGACGGACGUUUGGCCGGCAAGCCGACGAUUGAUACGCGUGAGAACCCUUGAGGAGGAUUCACUUUCAACUGGCAUCAGGCCAAACAACAACAAUAAUAACAACCACAACAACAACAACAACAACAACAGCGAGAGUAGCGAUACGACGGAUAACACAGCGACGACGACGACGACGACGACGACGACGACUUUACCGAUCAAGACGCAAAUGUUCGAGGACGGAGAGGAGGAUAUCGAUACGAGGAUGAGAAAGGGAUCGAGGAAAAAUGAAGAGAGGAAUCGAAGCGAGAGCGAGAAUAGUUGGAGCAGCGUCGAAGAGAUCGAAACGAAAGAGGUGAUUGGAAAAAGGGGAGAGGAAGGAAUUGGUCGAAAGGACGAGGAAAAAAGAUCGAAGAAAAGAGAAAGGUCGGGAGCAUCUCGCAGGAGGAGAAGAAUAAAGCAGGGGGAUAAUUCCGACGUGUCCGAAGAUCGAGAUGACGUGGCGGCACAAAUGAGGCCACUCUUAUUGGAUAGAUCGUUUCAUCCGUAAACCCCGCGAUUUUUUUUCCCCCGAUUCGUCCAGGUUUGGAGCUAAAGACGAAACUGUAAAGACCGGCAGAAUAGUUAUCGACUGAUCGACGACGGUAGAUGGCGAAUUCAAUGUGAACGAUACGAGGAGAAUGAAUGCGUAUCCGUUUAAUCGCAACCCACAUAUUCCUUAACGCACAAAAACAUCGUCAUUCGUUUCGCUCUCGCAUAACUGAAAAUGGUAUGUCGAUCGAUCCUAUGCGGCCCUAUUUAUUUUAUCUUAUUUCAAUGAGAAAACGUUGGACGUUCUCGCGUACGUUAUCUCUUUCUCAAAUAUCCUAUAUUUCGAACGUACAGCUCGUCCAGCCGAACCGAUAUAUCUAUACUAUUUAUUCAAUUACGAUUGAAUGGGUUAUUUGAAGAAAUCGACUUUCGAUCAUAUGAAAAAAUCGUCGAAAAUUUCGGCUUCGGCCUGUUACCGAAUGUAUCGUCCUGAAAAUGAUAUAUUUCUUCCUGUCCAGGAUCGGGAGAGAAGACGAGGGCGAUCCCGAUGGCCUCGACUUUCUCGAGGAAAGUACUGUAAACCGAUAUCUCUGUGUGUCCUCGUGUUUGGAACGCAAAGAAAAUAAAAACCGCGUAGGAGUUUGAGAGAAAGCGAACGAUCUAUAGUUCCUAUAGAUCGUGAGGUAACUCGACCAUUGUUGGAAAAGACGCUUAAUCGUUAAUCGAUCGAUUGUGCACUAUACUUGCUCUUUUCUUUUUUUUUUCUUCUUUCUUUUCAACGGCUGCCGCCUCGUAAAGAAAAAGAAAAAAAAGUACGUAUCAAGAUACGUAACACAGUCGACGGAUUAUUAAUCGAGAAAGUAUUCCGAUUGGAAAGGAUCUUCUAUAAUAGAUUAUAGAAUAUUACCUUAAGAUCUUGAUAAAAUCGUAUAUAUCGUCUAUUAUCGAUGCGUUUUAAGCGCUAAUAGCGAACUCUUCCUUCCUUCCACGUAAUCGACUCGAAUAUCAGAGAACGAUAAGACAAUAGAGGAGAAACAAUAGCUAUUGGAAAGUUCCAAAUCAUUGAUCAGUUCGUAGUUUAAGUAACGUAGAGACAUCGUUCCCUAUCCGACGAAUUCGAGAAGAGGAGUCAUUUUUAGACGCUAUCUUGAUAUUACACCGUCUGAUCGAUGUUCGAGGCAAUCGCUUGGCACAAGGUCAAACGAUCCUUCUAUCGCGUGCUAUUAGUCCCUUAAUAAUCUUUUAAUGACGCCUAAUAUAUGUAUAUGUAUGUAUGUAUGUAUGUAUAUAUAUAUAUAUAUAUAUAUAUAUAUAUAUAUAUAUAUAUAUAUAUGCACACAUGUUAACUGGCUGUAACAACGUUCGUAAUGACUUAAAAAAUAAUCAUUUCGUGUUAGGCCAAAAGAGAAUUUCGUUAUAAUUGUAUUUGCUCGGUCGAUCGUUAAACGAAGUGAUAAGAAUUACGUGUUAAUGAGAAACUUAUGGAUGUCGUCGAUUUAAAUCAUCGGCGUAAAUGUAAUAUUCGACUUUUUUCGUAGCUAUUAAUAUUUAACCGAAGAAGGUGACGCCGAUACGUUCCUACAGCGAAAAUGAAUGAAAAAUAUGAAAUAAAUAAAUAAAAAGAAAAGAAAAAUAGGGGAAAAGGAAGAAAAAAGAAAAAUGAUUUUACGAUGAAAAUUUUCAAGUUUUUAGAAUACAUAAUAGUUCCAAAGAGCGCUAUAUAACCAACUCUAUUUCUAGAUAUUCCGUCCGCAAAGAGUAGACGAGCGAAUUUUAUUGUCCCCCUCCCCUUCCCUCUUUUCUUUCUUUAUGCUUUUUACUCGUUAUUAUCGAUCGCAACUACCGCGAAAUCAAAUGUCCGCCUAUUAACGUCUCUCGCGUUGAAAUUAUUUUUAGUUUAGGUCUUUAUCGAGUUUGGUCGACUCGCGACACGAUUUCAAUUAACAUCGAUAAUCGAGUUUCGCCUAUACAUCAAAUCAGCGAAACUCGAGCGAGUGAUAAGGAAAAGGCUUUAUUAUAUUACCGCGAACGUCCCGUUUAAAAUCAAGAAUACGGGCCCAUUCGAUUAUUUUUUUUAAACGGAACUAGCCAAAGAAAUAAAUAGGAUGGAUUAGAAACAAAGGUACACGUUUUGAUAAGCGAGAUCGGCGAGUAGGAAAGAAGAAUUUAAGUGCGUGUCCUUGAAAAUUAAAAGGGGAAGACCCGACAUGUCAGUAGAUUAUAGACUGGGAAGAAUUUUUCGGGAGGAUUCUCUGAGAGCUGACUACGGUGCCUAGACGAAAAUGAUAGGACACGAUGGUCGGAAAAGUCUCGAGACGUAAGGUUUGUCUUGGAAAAAAAAAAAAAAGAAAAAAGAAAAAACCAGAAAAAUGUCUCGUCGUGUGGAAAAUGGUACUAUGGUGCCGUGGCCGAGAGACGCGCCAGGUUGGCGCCAGGCUACGAGAGAUAGGACGGGUUGCGGUCCCUUCUUCGUUCCGGGCGAAAGAAAGAAAGAAAGAAAGAAAGAAAGAAAGAAAGAAAGAAAGAAAGAAAAAAGAAUUAUCAGUACAGGAUCUUGAGUGUAGAAAAUUUCUACGUCCUGUACUUUGGCGCAGAAGAUUGAAAAAUUCCGUCGGAUAUAUAUGACUGUACAUACAAGUAGAUAAUAUAAGUAAUAAGAAUAAGACAAUUAGCUGCGAAAUCCAUCAAAUACCUAGAAAGAUCGACGACGUUUCGUUUAUAUUCCAUUCUUACGGUCGCGAAUAAUAACGAAGCGACUCGAAACGAGUAAAUUUUCCUUCUAUUUUCGAACGAAUAUUUCCGACUCGAAAAGAAAAAAAGAGAAACGGAAGAAGAAACGCGUCCGGCAGUUUCCGAUCUCCCGGCCAGUAGACACACGUUCUACGACGAAAGUAUUAUCCGCUUCUUGGUCCAAUUAAGCGCGACGAGAACGAACGACGAUAUCGCCAAAGCUGCUACUCUUGCAAUGUACCAGUUAGUGUUAGACGUUCGUUCGUUCAGAGACACGAUAUACCUAACGAGUAGGUAUUCGCGAAUAAUCUUACGCGAGCUAAUCCUUUCUCCUCUACUCCACUCCCAUUCGGUAUUACGAAUCAUUGAGUUUGGCGUUUGAAAAUCCUUGUCUGCGAAUCGUUAUGCGUAUCCCUACUCUUGAUUAUCGAUUAUCUAAUCGUUAACUAAUCGACGAUCGCGAUAUGAUAAUAACGAAGAAAAACAUCUGUAUGUAUAAUGUUAAAUUAUAAAUGGCGGUGGAGGGAAAAAAAAAGAAAAUAAGAAAAGAAGAGAAACAGAAUCGUACAAAAUCGAAAUCGUUUGGGAUACAUCUUCUCUUUCUUUUCCCAUUCCCUUUUGUAAAAAGCAUUACGACGAGGGGAGAGAGAGAGAGAGAGAGAGAGAGAGAGAGAGAGAGAGAGAGAGAGAGAGAAGGAUAAGGAGGGUCGGGAGUAUUGACUUUUUCGAAAUAAAAAUCAACGAAGCGCCGUGCUUGUAUCGAACAGCGAGAUAGAGCGAGAGAGAAAUAGAAAUUGUGUCUCGGCUAUAGACGGACUUAAGGUACCGAGACGCGUCGCAAGUGGUUCAUUAUUCUCGCUUCCCCUAAUGGCUUCGCUCGGAGCUAUUAUUCGUUGCAAUUAUCUCGCUGUGGUCGUAGAAUCGAAUCCGUCGUCGGUACGUUUCCCUUUGGAUCGGUUAAAAAAGAAGAGAAAAAAAAAAAAACAAAAAGAAAAGAAGUAAAAUGUUGAAUAAAAGGAUGGAGUCGUUUUUUAACAAAUUUGAUUUGCGAACAAACGAAUUGUAAUGUCAAUUGCAUUGUUUUUGAGUAGAAAAAGAAUAAGGAAAGAGCGUUCGCCGAUAACGGUUGGCGAACGGUUGGUUUCUUAACGAUUUUCUUCAUGAAUGAAUCCUGACGAACGCGAAGCGCCGUGGUUGGUUCUCGGACUCGGAGAUAUUACCUGUCUGUAUACGUGGCUAUUCGCUGUCGCCAAACGAUGAACCGGUUCAGUGUGGCGCCGACAUUUGGGACGAUCGUAUGCUUUUCGAGAAAGCUAUGCUCGAUCGGGCCUCGCGAUUAAUGCCAUAAAGCCAUCUCUCUCUUUCUCUCUCUAUCUCUCUCUCUCUCUCUUUCUCUCUGCCUCUCACUCUCUCUCUCUCUCUCUCUCUCUCUCUCUCUCUUGCUCUCUCUUUCGUUAGUCCGGUAAAAAAUAAGAAAAGAAAUAGAAACGGUGGAAAAAUUUGUUCAUUUGUUUUUCCCAUUGUCAAGAAGAAAAUCAUUCUUCGUUAAUUCUCUCGUUAUUGCUCUCGCGAGUGUUUUUUAUUUGAAUCGAUCGAUUCGUACGUCCAACCGGAAAGACGGAUAAAUUUGAAGGAGGUCAUAAGCACUUGCUUAUGCUUUUCUCUUCUUCGACGAUAUAAUAAAAUUUAACGCGACGAAUUCUAGCGAUACUAUUUUUCUUACUCUCUCUCUCUCUCUCUCUCUCUCUCUCUCUCUCUCUCUCUCAGAUCCUUUCUCUUACGAACGAGUACACCCCGAGUAGCCCCUAUUACAUUGAUUGUUUUUGCAAUAAUAUUUCAUACAUAAUAAUUAGUCGGCGCACGAAAACGGUCCGAAAGAGUUUGAACGAGAGCGACAUGCGUAACGAAAAUCAUCGUUCGUUCGAGCGUUGACUCGAUUAACUCGUGAUACCGGUGAUAAGUACGGCAAACGUACGUUGUUCGAAAGAGAAACGAGAAUUGUGAGAGACGAUUAGCCGAAUUUGUCAAAGUGACACCGACCGAACGAGAAGAAGUUUAAGAAAAGAAAAAUAAUAAGAAGAAGGAGGAAAGAAAAGAAAAGAUGGCAAGAAGGAGCAGCCUUAUGUGUACGUUCGAACCACCGCAAGAGCCAAGACCCAUCGUCGCUAAAGGUAAGAAUUAAAAAGAAAAACUAUAUACAUAUAAGCGAAUGGAAUACUUUUGAUCGAUCAAUUUGGAUCAGAUUUGCAAAGGAAAAAAUAUCGAACGAAAUCGAGGGCAAUAAAAGAGGUAUCGCGUACCCUUCUACUCGUGUAGUCCCAAUGACUAUCUUUUCAAUUAUUACAAGACACGAUAGGGUAACGUGCAAUGACGUUACGUAAGCAAUUUAUGAGUUACUCGAUGAUAGGAUAUUCGUUGUAGCUGAAAAAUUGUAAAAAAGAGAACAUUCUUUUUACGAUGAAGCAAGUAAUUCUCAGCGUCUAGCAAAAUCCAGAAGAAACGUCUAUUUCUCUCGAACGUGGUUCAACCGGUUCCUUCGUAAGUGAAAAGACGAAGAAGAAGAAGACGAAGAAGGGAAAAAAGAAAAGAUAAAAGAUGAAAGUAGUAGGCGACGAGAGAGUGGUCCUUUCGGAUCUUCGGAAUGAGAAAGAAGAAAAAAAAUCAUUCGUCGAAGAAGGAGAAAUGAUUAUUCGCGCGCGAGAGAGAAAGAGAGAGAGAGAGAGAGAGAGAGAGAGAGGACAUUCAUUUACCAGGCUCGUCACGACGCGAGAAACGAUCGUGAAACGAUCGUAGAACGAUCGUGGAACGGCCGUGGAACGGUCGUACAGGUUGACGAACCCGCAUUCUCUUUCUCCCUCUCCUUCGUUUCUCUUUUUCCCUCUCGAAGCAUAGAGGCACGUACUAUCGUAUAAGAGCUCGACAACGACAAUAACAAUGAGAAAGAAUUUUGGGUAGGAACGUUCGUUGGACACGUAUCGAUUUGCAUUUUUUUCGUCAUAUCCGACGUGGGCUUAUUAUUAUUGCCAGUUCGUUAAAGUCGACGAAACCAUUGACUUUUCGUGUCAAACUAUUUCAGAUUAUUUAUACGAAUGACUAAGUCGAAACAUUCCAAAGUUUUAACUUCGAUCUUAUCGAAGAUUAAAUAUGCCGAUUAAAGGAUUCAUUAAAGUAACAACGAAAUGUAAUUGAAUUUAAUUAGCUUCGCUCGGCAAAACGUUAUAACCCGGCUUAUCGUUAGUUAGUGGACUAACAAGACUACUUGCUCGUCUUGUAUACAAAGCAUGUAUUCUCUCCACGUGUCGGCGUGGGUAAACGAAUACGCGCGCGCGCGCGAGAGAGAGAGGGAGAGAGAGAGAGAGAGAGAGAGAGAAAUUGUAACGCAAGUUCCAGCCAUACGCAUGCUCGGUUCGAUUUUUCACGGUCAGCUGAUCUCUCUCUCUCUCUCU